CGAGGAAGAAAACCAGUAUUGUACAAAAAUAGCAAAAUCUAUGAGGAAGGAUGCAAGAGAUCUAUAAAAAUUCCUAAAAUAUAAAAGAUUAUAAAAUAUGCAAUUGUAUCCUAUCGUGAUAUCAAACUGCUGCAAUUAUCCGACAAACUGAACACGUUAGAAUGGCUGGAUACAGAGGUCGCAGUUUAUUAGAUGAUUCCGAUUCUUCAUCGCCGGAAUCGUCGGAAACCUCAGAAUCUGACGAAGAGGAAUCAACUGAGGAUUCCGACGAGUUAGAAGGGGCCACCUAUUUUCCCAAGCACAGUUCCCCAGGAUCAAGUUUUCAAGUCAAAUCGGGUUUCCAGAUCGGUAAUAUUACAGUCAAUAUUGUUGGAGGAGAUAUUACCAGACAAAAGGUUGACGUAAUAGUUCACAGUGCAAAUCCUAGUCUUGAUCUGAGACAAGGGAGAGCAUCCAGUUCUCUCCUAUCUGCAGCUGGGAAGGGCAUUCAGAGAGAAUGCAUUCAGAAAUAUCCGAAGAAGUUAUCCCCAGGGGAAAUAGCCGUCACAACAGGAGGAAAUCUUACCUGUAAGGCUAUCUAUCAUGGAGUUCUGACAAAAUAUUCAUCCAAAAAAGACGAAAAGAUUCUAGCAGACUUGGUGACAGAGUGUCUGGAUAAGGCUGAUGCUGACGGUUACAGAUCCAUCGCCUUCCCACCAAUUGGGACCGGGUACCUGUCUUACCCCUCACCCAGAGUUGCUGAAAUUAUGUUGGAAUGUAUUGAAGAUUGUACUUCUCGAUCAAUAACAUCUGUGGCCAUUGUUAUAUACUCACAAGAAAGCAGCACUUUCCAGGACUUCUUAAAUGCAGCAGUUAAGUAUUCCUCAUCAACAUCAAACAAAUACCUAUUUUUUCUUUCAGAUCAAAAACAUGGCGGCAGUCCUUCCAAAGUUUCCAGUAAUUCUGGGAAUAGUGUUAGGCUUGGAACUGUAAAUGUGAAAGUAGUUCUUGGUGCCUUAAACAAGCAGAGUGCUGAUGUUUUAGCUCAUUGCGCACCAAAAGACUUGAACCUCAGCACCGGUGCUCUAUCACGGGUUUUACUAAAUGACGCAGGGUCUGGACUGCAGACGGAACUCAACAACGUAGCCGCAAAGGGAAUAAAUUUUGGAGGAUUGGCUAUUACAAAUGGAUACAAUUUGUCAUGCAAAUAUGUCUUCCAUGGCACUUUGCCAAAAUGGGGAACACCCACUCCUGAUCCUGCUGGGUGUUUGGAACAGUUUGUUACCGGUUGUCUAGAAACGGCGAAUUUAAACUCGAUAAGGUCGAUAGCAUUUCCAACGUUAGGCAUUGGCGCUUUGGAAUAUCCCACAAAAACCGCUAUCAAAGUUAUGGUACAGAGCAUCCAAAAGUUCAGCAGUAAACACCCACAAGCUAGUCUUACAGAUGUCAGCAUUGUGAUAUUUAAAGGAAGCAAAGAUUCUUCAUUAGUCCAAUCUGAGCUGUUAAAUGAACUUGGAAUCGGUAAAAGUGCUUCAGGUUCGACUUCCAAAGCAACACCGGCACCUUCUUCCACUGGAAUGUCACGUACAAAGUUUAGCAAAAAUAUAGGCAAAAUUGCUGUGAAUGUUAUAGUAGGAAGUCUGCCUGAUCAAAAUGUGAGUGCAGUGGUCAAUGCCGUUGGAACUGACCUCAACAUGAACAAUGCCUCUUCCACCGCCCUGGUGGCUGCUGCCGGACCGAACCUCGUAAAAGAGCUUCAUCAUAAUUGUCCCAAUCAGCUUGCUUUAGGGUCUGUUGUUGUUACCAAGGGUUACAAUUUAAAGUGCUCCGAAGUUUUUCACGGUGCCUUAUUGUCAUGGUAUGAUAAAGCUCAUGGCAAAGCCGUCCAACCUGAUAUUAUAUUGGAGGGCUUUGUCUAUCAGUGUCUGAAAACGGCCAAUUCUCGUGGACACAAGUCCAUAGCGUUCCCAGCACUUGGAACGGGACAACUAAAGUUCCCAUUAGACGUAGCUGCUGCUUGCAUUGUGGCGGCAAUUCGAAAGUUUUCAGCCAAAUAUAGCAUUUCUGAAGUACGAAUCGUAUUGUAUGGCGGAAGUCCGGACUUAAAGCAGUUAGAAAAGGCGUAUAAAGAUGAAUUGACUAAUCCUGGAAGAAAAGUGAGCGCUGCUGGUCACCCAGUACCGAGCGGACAGUAUUCGCAAUACACGGAACCUCAGCGUGGGACUAAAGCUUGGUUUGCAUGGAAGUACAGAGAGGACCUGAGAACACCGAAAUAUUGGACAAAAUACACAAGUACAAAAAAAUUAAAAGACUGGAAUUUGGAUGUCAAAACAAAUACUCACUCUUUAGAAAAUGUAGACCAAUUGGCUUUCAAUUCAAUAAGCGCUGCUCUGAAAAGCACAUUGGGCGGAGCAAGAAUCAUAAGCAUAAAAAGAGUAGAAAAUGUGGGUCUUUUUCAAAAAUAUGCUGAUGAAUGCCAAAGAUUAUUUCGGAAAGCAAGUGUUGAAGGAAACUUUGUUGCACUUGAAAAAUUACCCAGUUCACAAGGCCCUGUUAGAGUAAUGAAGAAAUUGGACGCGUCUUUGAUCCGACAUACCUACCCAGAAAUUAACGAUUAUUACUUUUUCCAUGCUACAAAAGCCCCGUUUGUAGACGUGAUAUGUUCACAAGGAUUAGACAGUAGAUUGGCUGCUAAUGGAAGACUCGGGAGUGGCGUCUAUGGAGCAGAGGUGGCAUCAAAGUCCCAUGGAUAUUCAGGACCAAAUAAUAAAGGAGAACAUCCCAUGUUUCUGAUUAGGAUGUGUCUUGGGGAUGUGUUUUUGACGGGAACUGGAGGAAGUUUUAGACGCCCCCCGUGUAAAAUUUGCCGCAGGGAUAUUUGUACUACUCAUCAAGAGUCACAUGACAGUGUAGUGGCCAAUGGUGGAACUUUUUCAGAUCGAGAGUUUGUUGUUUAUGAUAGGAAUCAGUCCUACCCUGAAUAUCUUAUUUGGUACAAGUAGUUUAGAUAGAGUGAAAAAAUUAUAGUGACUUCAAAGGUGCCCUUUCAUAGCUUUGUGUGAACUACAGUUCUAUAAUUAUAACAACGUGCGCGACGUCAUUUUAUUUUUACCAUUAAUAACAGGUUAACAACUGAAAAAAGGAAGU
This is a messenger RNA of Saccostrea cuccullata (small rock oyster), 3126 nucleotides long. Its product is annotated as protein mono-ADP-ribosyltransferase PARP15-like. NCBI's taxonomy places the organism in Eukaryota, Metazoa, Mollusca, Bivalvia, Ostreida, Ostreidae. Gene Ontology annotation, molecular function: NAD+ poly-ADP-ribosyltransferase activity; NAD+-protein mono-ADP-ribosyltransferase activity; transcription corepressor activity. Gene Ontology annotation, biological process: protein poly-ADP-ribosylation; negative regulation of gene expression. The transcript is spliced from 15 exons. The coding region runs from base 162 to 2981 and encodes 939 amino acids. Gene Ontology annotation, cellular component: nucleus; cytoplasm. The record is from RefSeq and is a predicted model, not a curated record.